This is a messenger RNA of Akanthomyces muscarius, 981 nucleotides long. RefSeq lists its product as uncharacterized. The record is from RefSeq and is a predicted model, not a curated record. Lineage: Eukaryota; Fungi; Ascomycota; Sordariomycetes; Hypocreales; Cordycipitaceae. The transcript is spliced from 2 exons. The coding region runs from base 1 to 981 and encodes 326 amino acids.
AUGGCGAAACGUUGUGGAUUUGUCCUUUCGCGGGUCUUUUCUCGCGUGCCACUGCCUCGGACGGCUUCAGCAUCCUCGCAAUCCAACGACUCUCACGCGUCAACUAUCAUCGAUUUCUCUAGCUCGCCGACCCCGCCAGCACCAGCAGCGGAGAAGAUGAGUCUUUUUGUCGAAGACGACUUUCUGGAUUCCGAUGAGCUCGGGUAUGGUAUCUUUAGCUUUGGACCACCACCACGACCUCAGGCCUGGGAAUUCGAAACUUUAGACAGUGACGAGGACGAACAUUUUAUUGACGACUAUUCUGAUAACAACGGCGUUUCUGACACCGCCGAUACCAGCGAUAACGGCGAAUCUGACGGUAACGGAAAACUUGACGAUGGUGGCGAAUCUGAUUAUGACAGCGAUUCUGGGUACAACGACAAUUCUGAACACAACGAUGAUUCUGAAAACAACGACGAUUCUGAACACAACGACGAUUCUGAACACAACGACGAUUCUGAACACAGUGACGACGAACGAGAUUUGAAUGAGAGUGGAGGAAGUACAAGAAGGCGUAUUACACCAGUACCUGUAGAGGCACUUACCGAAAGCUCCAAGGGGAAGUCUGAGGAAGAAGAUGAAGAAGAGCAGGAAGCAGUACCGGAACAACAGCUAGAUGGCUUCACCGAGCAUCGACUGCUAGAAGACUGCACCAACAAUCAACGUCACAGCACUUCCCUUCCUGCGUCUGAUACUGCGAAAGAGGGGUCCCUCACGGAAAUCAAGACAGAAGAUAAUGGAACCAUGGACGAGCACGCUACUAGCGAGGCCGAAGUCGUCAUAUCCACUACCGUAGCCGUUGCCAGUGCUGCUUCUCCGCCGACGGCUUUUACAACAGAAGAAAUGGCUGAGCUGGCGGCAAUUCUGGCUGUAUGCCCCCCUGUCCCAGAAGGAUCAGGAAGCUCGUACCACAGAUGGGCAAACGUGCGGUGGGCAAACUGA